Pseudomassariella vexata is the source of this 1062-nucleotide messenger RNA. RefSeq names its product 2OG-Fe(II) oxygenase superfamily protein. The coding region runs from base 1 to 1062 and encodes 353 amino acids. Lineage: Eukaryota; Fungi; Ascomycota; Sordariomycetes; Amphisphaeriales; Pseudomassariaceae. Gene Ontology annotation, molecular function: dioxygenase activity. The transcript is spliced from 3 exons. The record is from RefSeq and is a predicted model, not a curated record.
AUGGCGGAGGCCGCUGCUAUCCCGAUCAUCGAUAUCUCUACUGAGGGGGGAGACCAAGCUGAAGUUGCAAAGGCGCUGGUCGACGCAGCUGCGGAGCAUGGGUUUGUCUACAUCAAGAAUACGGGGAAGGACAUCACGUUGGAACAAAUCGAGAGGGCUUUUGAGAUGUCCCGAACCCUCUUCAGCUCCCCAAUCGAGGAGAAGCAAAAUUGUUCGAUCCAGACGAAUAACCAGGGCUGGUCAGGAAUGGGCACCGAAACCCUCGACCCCAAGUCCCAACGAGUAGGCGAUUUCAAAGAAGCCUUCAACUUCGGCCCCUUCACCAACAACCAAGCAAACCAGCCCAUCCCCACCGCCAUAAUCCCCUAUCAGCCCUCCAUCGCCGCCUUCCGCACAUCCUGCAACGACUUCUGCCGCAAGCUUCUGCACCUCUUCGGCAUCGGCCUAGGCGUCUCACCCCCGGAUUUCUUCAAAACAGCGCACUCACCCUCCCUCCCCUCGGGCUCCAUCCUCCGCUUUCUGUACUACCCAUCCCCGGACAGCAGUAGCAGCAGCGGAAGCACCUCCUUCACAGCACCGCAGGCAAACGACGUCCGCGCCGGAGCCCACUCCGACUACGGCUCCGUGACCCUUCUCUUCCGCCUCCGCGGCCAAGCGGGAUUGGAACUGCUCACUGGCUCCGGUGCGUGGAAGCCGGUCCCCGUGUGUCCUCCAGGAACAGAGGACGACCCCGCCCCGCCAAUCCUCGUCAAUAUCGGCGAUCUGCUCUCGUACUGGACCAACGGGCUGCUGCGGAGCACGGUGCACCGUGUGACUUUUGACGGAGCGGCGGUGGAGGGCGAGUCGAAUCGCGAGCCUAGGUACUCGAUAGCGUAUUUCUGCCAUCCGGCGAAUGAGACUAAGUUGACUGCGGUGCCGAGCGAGAGGGUGAGGGGAUUUAAGGGCGGGCUGGAGGAUGCGAAAGAGGAAAAUCCGUAUGCGGAAAGGAAGGUGAUGACCGCUGAUGAGCACCUGCAGAUGCGCUUGCAAGCGAGUUAUUUGGAGUUGUAUGAGAAGAAAUAG